AUGUCUCGCUAUCCCAGCCACCUCUCCCCCGACAUCACCCCUACGUCCACACCCGUCAAGUCGAAGUCGCAGCGAUCCCGCCAGCGCCGCGAGCCCUCCGGCGUGUUCUCCCUCUUCUCCCCACCGCAGGUCCAGCAGUUCCGCGAAGCAUUUUCCCUGAUAGACCACGACGGCAACGGCGUCGUGAGCGAGCAGGAUCUGAAGCACAUUUUCUCUAGCUUGGGGAUCACCCCGUCGAAGUCGAUGGUCGACGACCUCCUCGCUGAACGCCCUGGCGCGCGCCGAGGCAGCGCUCUCCACUCGCGUCUGCCCUCGCUGGAGGCCGACGCAGCGAGCGACCGGGGGAUCACCUUCCCCAUGUUUCUUACCAUGAUGGGCGAGCACCUGUACGAUUUCGACACCGAGACGGAGCUGUUGGAAGCAUUCGAGUGCUUCGACGAGGGCGAUACGGGCAUGGUGAAAUGCAAUGAGGUCAGGAGGUGGUUGGGCGACGUCGGGGAACGCAUGGACGAGAAAGAGAUUGACAAACUCCUGAAAGGACCAUUUACUGACCGACAAGGAAACUUUAACUAUCGCGAAUGGGUCAAGGUUCUCCGGAUAGACGCGGACGAUCAAGCGGAGGCUCAGCUAUAG
Molecule: messenger RNA, 633 nt
Organism: Sparassis crispa
Lineage: Eukaryota; Fungi; Basidiomycota; Agaricomycetes; Polyporales; Sparassidaceae
Product: Calmodulin
Exons: 3
Coding region: 1-633 (210 amino acids)
Biological process (GO): actomyosin structure organization; mitotic cytokinesis
Cellular component (GO): cytoplasm; myosin II complex
Molecular function (GO): cytoskeletal motor regulator activity; myosin heavy chain binding; calcium ion binding
Source: RefSeq, a predicted model, not a curated record